Messenger RNA from Cydia fagiglandana, 6893 nucleotides. RefSeq lists its product as uncharacterized. The record is from RefSeq and is a predicted model, not a curated record. NCBI's taxonomy places the organism in Eukaryota, Metazoa, Arthropoda, Insecta, Lepidoptera, Tortricidae. The transcript has 13 exons. Gene Ontology annotation, cellular component: ribonucleoprotein complex. Gene Ontology annotation, molecular function: RNA binding. The coding region runs from base 125 to 2059 and encodes 644 amino acids.
UUAAAAAAAAGAAAGUAUCACGAACACGAACGGAACGAAAGAAACUAAGGCCCUAUUCACCGCUGAGCUGAGUUCUCGAGAUAAAUUUGUUUUCAAGAACUUAGCCAGACGAAUUUAGGCUACAAUGACAACACCAACGCCUUCACUUGAUUUGAAACUCCGCAAUCAGCUGACAAGGUUCCUUCAUACGGGAAAUGAGGUCCCCAAGUAUUACCCGGGCUGCUGGACGUCACAAAAAUACUUUCAAGCUGAUAACUUGAAAACAAUUGAUGAGGCACUUGCUAAUGGAGUCAAUAAUCUUGAAGUUGUGGAUGUAAUUUUAAAGGCUUACAAAGAUGGGUGGUACACAAGAUUUGAAACCAUUGCUUUUGCUCUCACGAAGUGCCUAUUGCUUGGAAGUGCCGAUGUCAAAGCUGCUACUUACAAAGCUGUUGGACAAAUUUGCAACACUCCUGAACAGAUGAUGCUAUUUUGCAAAUACACAAGGCUAUUGAAAACAGGAAAUGGCCAAGGUUGGUGCAAGAUCGUCAGGUCAUGGUACACCUCCAAGGACACCAUGGAACUAGCAAAGGAACUCACCAGGGUGAAGGCUCGCCACGGCCGCUCUCACAACACCCUCCUCAGGAAGAGCCAUGUUAAGGUCGACGAAAAUGAUAAAGCCCGCGACGCGGUAAUCAAAUACGCUAUCUACGGUUUGAAAAAAGCAAAGCAACUGGCCGCCGACCACGAACAGACAAAGACUGUGCUCGACUAUAUACAAAAGGUGGAGGACUUGAGGCACUGUGAGGAUCCAGUCGCGGCGGCCGCGAUGGUCGAACAACAUCGGUUCACGCUUGACCACAUACCCGGACAUUUGCUGACUUCACAGGAUGUGUGGGACGCAGUGCUCCCACACAUGGAGCUCAGCGAUCUCCUAUACAACGUGCAGCGCGUGCACAAUAUGGGUUUCCUCACGAGCGACUCGCCCACCACCGCGAUCCUGGUGUCUCUGCUCAGCAACAGUGACGUCAUCAAGAAGUCCAAGGUCACGCCCAUCGAGGUGUACAUCACGCUGAAUAAUUAUAAAAGAAAGAGCAGACCGCUGAAACACGAGAAAGCAAAAGUGGCCGUGGAGAAAGAGAGACGCCGCCGGGCCCGCCAGAUAUUCGACAGCAAAACCGGGCUCUGGGAGUGGUCGGUCACCCGCCGUCACCCCAAGGAGGUCAAGCAUUGGGGCAUCGACCAGCCCCCGAACCAAGCCGUGCUGAACGCACUAACGAAUCUGGUGGACAUGACCUGGUCGCUCACGCCCAAAACUGGGGCGCGCUACCUUAUCACUAUGGACAUGAGACCGCACAUGUUUAAAGGCCGCCACUUCUGCAAGAACUUCGUGCUACCCAAGAAGGGUCGCAAGACGACCGCCACCGCCACCCCGACGAAGGCCGCGCCGGCGCCGGCGCCCGUCAGCGCCGCCGGCGACGGCGACGCCGAGAAGAAGUGCAAGAAACACCUGCUCGCCGAGUGCUUCUAUAAUAAACACGUCACACCGGGACAUGCCGCUAUCAUACUGGCUCUUCAGAUCCUGAAGCGCGAGGACAACGUGAAGCUCGCCGUGUUCACGGACGAAGGCGUGCAAAUCGUGAACAUCGACAAGAAAUCGGCCUCUAUCGACCAGGCGGAGUACAAUCUCAGGAAAGCCAACCUCGGCCGAGUACAACUAGACGCGCCCAUCGAGUGGGCCGCCAAAAAGAAGAACAAGUACGACGUGUUUAUCAACAUGGUGGACCGGACCACGCGGUACAUGGAGCUGGACCAGGAGCAGCGGGGCGGGCGGGGCGCGGGGGGCAGGUUCGGGCCGCCGCCGGCGCCGGGCAAGGAGGUCCCCGACCACUGCCCCGUGAGGGCGCUCAUGCGUUACAGGGCGGCGGUCGAGGCGAAAGCCAAGCUUAUCGUGAUGUCGCUAGCGUCGCACCGCGUCGCGACAACCGACGGGAGCCACGAGGGCGUCCUCGACAUUAUCGGCAUCGACGAGCACACGCCCAAAGUCAUGGACGCAUUCACACUCGGACACUUCAAGUAAAACCCCUAAACAAAUGUCUUUCCGUAUAGAAGGGGCCUAAAUGUGGGUCCAGGCCGAAAUUCGCAAAUUGCGGGGAUUUUUCUCUUUUACUCUAAUGAAGGCGUAAUAAGAGUGACAGAGAAAAAUGCCCGCAAUUUGCGAACUUCGAUUUUCGCGGUUAUAGUCCAGGUUUGCCGAACGCUCCGCGAAUGAAGCUAUUCGCGGUGUAGUACGAUACUUAUGUAGUGCGCAAUUUGUGUAGCAUGUGAGCUGCAAAUGGCGGAUUAGCGGCGCAUUCGCCAGGUCUGGACGCUCCUUUACGCAGCGAUACCUCUAACAAUUAAGAGCAUUUAUUCAUAAUGCAGUAAGCGUAAAUCGCUGUGUAAGUGUAAAGCGUAGCUUGGUCCCUUUUAUGCGGCGUAAUACGAGAAUAAACUCUUUAGAAGGGGCGCUGGCAACGUGGACUAUUUGGUUAUAUAUCCAAUUUAAAUUUAUUUGAACAGUAUUCAUAAUUUCCAGUGACUGAAUUCAACUGUCAAUCGUAAAUUUUAUGGAGUAAGUUUCAAAUACCAUGCAUAAUUGAACACAAUAAAUAUAUUAAUGACUUGUGGUUUAUUUACCAAGGUAAACAACUGCAAUAACACUAUUAAAACUUGAAAAGGUCUAUUCCAAAACUUUGUAAGUUAUUUACAUUUAAUAAAAACCGUUGGAGUUCUAAUAAUUACAAUUAAUUUAAAAUAAAAUCAAGCCUUUGGUCCUUUGUGUCCUUGUGUGGUCCUUGUUCCAGCGUCGCUUCUAUUCGUUGAACACACAUCAACGCGUCAAUUCCCAAUAUUUGGUCCUUAAAUCGUAAGAAAACUACCGGUGUACCUCAUUAUAGUAAUCGAUUGAUCUGUGUGAGUUUUUUUUACCACAAAGUGUUCCGAAAAAUCAUGUGAUUGUGCGUCUGAAAGUAUUUUUUUAUCGAAUUUGUUUUGACGUUGCCGGAGGGCCGUCAUGGCUUCGGCCGCUUAUCUAGCUUUCGUUUGUUAAGAUAUGCUUGUUUUGCUUCUGAAAUUAGUUAAGGAAAACGAUUUAUUGAUAAGUUUUCUUGUUGUCAAGAUAUUGAAAAUUACUGAGUUGUCAAAAGAUCUCCUCUUAUCAAUAGGUACAUUUUUAUGAGUCAAGUAAAAAGGUUAGUGUCGACCUUACACAUAUCGCUAAUACACGAUAGUAUUAGGCUACUGCCUUCUUAUUGCAUUGUAUUCGCAUUGCAGUUGUAAGCCUCAUGACGACAAUGGGAUGAUAUUCUUAUUCGAAAUAUAUGGAAUACAUGCUUAAUAUGUCGUAUUAUGAUCGAUAAAAUGGCUGAAAGCGACAAUAAAGUUUGUACAGGAGUCAAUCUAUUUAAAACAUACAAAAUCACACUAUACACCGUGUUUUUUUUUAUUUCCGUUAAUUUCAAGGGUGCAUUUCUGAGCUUAAAUCAAGUAACUUUCUCAAAGACACCGAUGUUCUAAUUAACUCUAUUUCGGAGAUAAUCAAUAAUUUAUUUUUUCCUAUAAGGCCUCUACAAGCAUGUACACUUGCCUUAGAGCCGGUUUACAUAUUGAUUAGUGUUUAGAAUGAGUUCAUACAUUUGCUACUAAACUUAAGUACAGUCUCGGUCGAUCGAUGUUCGAAAUGACAUUGAUAUGUCACAGAUUUCAAUUGUUUGGUUGAGUUAAACGUAAUGCCCGUGUUACAACAACGCUAUAUGCUAUACUGUAUUACUUUUUAAACUUAAUUUUUAUUUCAACAAAAAGAUUUUUUUUUUAAUUAUGCCAUUUAGUUCUCUUAAACGUACUUAACCAUACCUCGAAGUUAACCGAAUUCAAUAAGAACACGGUGUAUAAUGUUGUGUAUUUUCCAGUAUUUUAAUUUUCAAGUAUGAAUAAUGGUGUGGUUCUUUAAUUUACAAUUUCUAGUUAUGUGAAAGCUAAAGAUUGAAUUGGAAAGUUAUUUGGUGUGUAGUUAUCGUUUCGUAUACCAAUAACGAGAUUGUGCUUUUUAGUGUUCCACGCGAAAACAUGACAGAAAACUUAAUUUUAUUUAUAUUGGCAUCUGAUAUCUGAUACAUAUUAUAUUUAAUAGCAGGAUGGAGUUAUGUAAACUGGUAUCCUUGUCAAACAUUUUGAUGAUUGGUUUGGUGUAUUUAUUUUUUACUGAAGCUUAUUUAGGAUAAUAAGAAAGUAAUGGUAUGUCGCUUACCUACUAUACUGUAGCUUUUAUGCAAUAUCCAAUGAUAGCACCCAGCCAAAUGAUUAAUAUGUUACAUAUAUCGCUCUACACAAAAUACCUAUUCAUGUAAAUUUGCCGCAACCUAUGAUUCUGUAUGAAAUAUCUUCCGUAUAACAUUGAAUUGUUUGAACUCCAAAUAUCCUGAAUCGCUAUAAAUUUGAUGUUGUAGAUCAACUCCACGUAUUGUUAGUUUUUGUACUGCAUGUGCUUAGCAAGUAUACAUAUAUAUAAGCAAGUUUUGUUGACACGUAGUUUAAGCAUAGUACAGGGUCUUUUUGAAUAUCAAAAUAGGCGCCUGUCUCUCUUGUUUCACACAAAUAAUCGGCGUGAUAAGGGGUAGGGAAUAUUUCUUUUAUUUAAAGUUUAUAAAAGAUUAUAUUUAUUACACCUUACAAUGAUUAUUUGCACCCUCCGAUCAUAUAGUCUUGCCAGUACUUUGAUGGUGGUAUACAUAUAACACGAUGAAAAAUAUUAUUUUUUGUGUAACUAAGUGCCUCGUAUGAAUAGUGAGUCGUUAAUAUUUAAUAUUAUAUUUGCCAAAGUAAUGUUGCAUUUGUAAUUUAGCCAUAAAGUACUGGCAGCUUUUGAUGUUGUAUUUUAAACUAUGGUACAUACAGCAUUUUAUAAUUACAUGUAUUAUACCGUAAUGGAAUACAUAACAUGCGACCAUUUGACCUUCUUUACAUAACGACUGUACAUAUUUAUAUGAUUUUAAAAUUUAGGACUAUUUUUGGGUCAAUCGCGGACGGUCUAGAACGCAAAAUGACUAUAGUAAUAUUUUGUCUACAUCGCAAACGGUCUAGAACGCAAAAUGCCCACUUUUUAUAUCACCACAUUUUACAUAGGUAAGUUGGGUUCGUUAGGUACCUUCAAAUGGCCGAAGGCUAAACAGCACAGGAUCGGAGCCCCGCGGAAGCGGGGCUCCUUCGACAUCGCUAUAAAGUUAAGAUAAAACGGAUAAAAUAAUGUGGGCAUUUUGCGUGCUAGACCGUUUGCGAUAUAGACUAAUAGCGAUAUAGACAAAAUAUUACACUAGUCAUUUUGCGUUCUAGACCAUCCGCGAAUAACUCCUAUUUUUGAAAGGUAUAUUCAUAAUGCUUAAAGGUGCAAAUGUUAAGAAAGAAGCUCGACAGCGUGAGGUACCUACUUUAAUUGUUAAAAUAUUAAAUAUCUGUUUGAGCACUCGAAUGCGGGUUCUCUUUCUUGACUUUUUCAACUAUUCUCCCCAAGGCCCAGCCAACCAUACACGACAGACAAUGUCUCAAUGGACAUUAAAUUCAAGACGUUAUAGUGUUGCAUUUCCUUUGUUCCGCCAUAUUUAGUGUUUCACCUUUCGCCCCGGGGUUACUGUUCUAUCUUAGCCAGUCACUGCUAACACACCGUAACAAAAGAAAUGCUGCUCUAUUAUUUAAUUUAAUAUGAAUAAUUCUCUGGUACUUACAAUAGGCCUUACGAGAUAUAAAUCCUUGCAUUCUCAAGACGUGCUGAUGCGAGCGAAAUUCUCCAAAUCUGUGAUGACUUUGGUACUCUCUGAUGGUUUAAGUGUUUUUUAUAACUAAAACGUCAUAUUGUUAUUUUACGCUUUGUUUAUCUACAUAAUAAACAACAGAUCGUUUUGUUAGAAAAUAUUUUAGAUAGAGUAAUCCUGUAAGUGUUAAGUAUUAUCUUUGUUGGUCGACGAAACAAUUGUUAUAAAUUGCGAUUGGUGUCAUAUAAAGCUGUUGGUAGUGACUACAUUAUUUACGAUACAUAUGAAAAUCUCUCGGAGCCAUCGACAAUAGAUACUUAUUAUCGUUAAAUAAAUUUAUGGCUAGUCACUAUAUCUCAAAAAUAGCAUUCUGUGAUUUAAUGAUACCUUGGCAAUUUCGGACUUUAUAGGACUCAUAGUAUUCGGUCCUGUGGUGACACGAAAAGAACUAACUUUAGUCUCUCUUUAUAAUAUUAUUUGUCGAAAUCGUCAAAGACUGGACCAAAAUACAGAUUAUUAUUUCAUAAUUCAUUAUCAACUAACAAUAACCAUAAAAGGUAAACAAACAAGAAUUAAAAUAUACCUAUAAGCUGGCAAAAGUGGGUAUCAUUCAUAGCGAACGCAAAAUUAAAUGUUUAAUAAUAGCAAUAAAUAAAUCUUCAUGUCGACAAAAAUACUUAUCAGAACCAAGACUACAUUUAUUUUAAAUGUACAUUGAAACACCACGGGGCCGGAUUCUAUACAGGAUACCUAAGGCAUAUAUUAUAAGGAUGCAGCCGCAUUAGGGAUAAUCUAAUAUAUAGUAUUACGCAUAUAAUGUAAAACACUUCCUGUUGUUGUUUCAUUUUUUUUUUAAAUUAGUGUUAUGAAGUUUUAUUUUACGUUUUAUUUUCUUUUCAGACACAUUUUUAAACAAGAGCUUGCUAGUGCAUUUUUUUAUUAAUCUGGAGAGAAAUAAUUGAUCCGUCCUAUUUUGAGUCGGAACGUAUUCAGGCACCUAAACAACUUUUAGUUUUAAGUGUUAGUACAUAGUUACAAUGAUAAUUAUUAUUAUUAUGUAUAACCCAUCCACAGCAGCAUACCAAUGGCACCAUUAAAGAUAACAAAAUGUAACAUUUAAAAAAUGUA